Triticum dicoccoides is the source of this 1355-nucleotide messenger RNA. Its product is annotated as vegetative cell wall protein gp1-like. The record is from RefSeq and is a predicted model, not a curated record. The transcript has a single exon. The coding region runs from base 41 to 1069 and encodes 342 amino acids. NCBI's taxonomy places the organism in Eukaryota, Viridiplantae, Streptophyta, Magnoliopsida, Poales, Poaceae.
ACGCACGCACUUGCAAGUUCGUACCAACACAAGCUUAGCCAUGACGAUGAGGAAGCGCCCAUCCGCGUCCUCUCUUCUCGUAGCACCGUUGCUGCUUAUGCUUCUUCCAGUGUUUGCUCUUGCUGCCGGGAGGCACAACCUGAUCACUAGAGACCCUCAGUACGGCCCACGGGCGAACCCAAAUCCAGAACCACUACCAGGAAAACAGCCAGAUCCAAACCCUCAACCAUUGCCGGGACCACAACCAGACCCAAAGCCGCAACCGCUACCCGAGUCUAAACCUCAUACAAACCCACAACCACUGCCAGAUCCACAACCUGAUCCAAACGCUCAACCAUUACCAGGACCACACCCUGACUCAAAUCCACAACUAUUGCCAGGACAAAACCUGCAACAGUUGAUGAACCCACAGCCAAACACAAAGCCGCGGCCACUACCAGACCCACGAGCAAAACCAAACCCUCGGCCAUUACCAAGACUGCAGCCUGAUCGAAAUCCACAACCAUUACCAGACCCAAACCCGAAACCAUUGCCGGACCCACAGCCAAACCCAAACCCUAAGCCACUACCAGGGCCGCAACCUGAUCCAAACCCACAACCAUUACCAGAACCAAACCCAAAACCAUUGCCGGACCCACAACCAAACCCAAACCCUCAGCCAUUACCAGGACCACAGCCUGAUCCAAACCCAGAACCAUUACCAGACCCACAACCAAACCCAAACCCUCAGCCAUUACCAGGACCACAGCCUGAUCCAAACCCAGAACCAUUGCCAGACCCAAACCCGAUACCAUUGCCGAACCCACAGCCAAACCUAAACCCUCAGCCAUUACCAGGACCACAGCCUCAUCCAAACCCGCAACCAUUACCAGACCCAAACCCGAAGCCAUUGCCGGACCCACAGCCAAACCCAAACCCUCAGCCAUUACCAGGACCGCAACCUGAUCCAAACCCACAACCAUUACCGGACCCGAAUCCACAACCACUGCCUGACCCGAAUGCACAACCAAAACCACCACUUGGGACUCAAGCAGAAAAAGGAAAUGGUGAAGCAAACGUCCAAGAGUAAUUGUUGGCAUGAGAUGUUCGGGUACAUCAACCAUGCCAGACAUAGUAUCAUCAUUACUUAUAUUGCCGGUUGGAUUAAAUAAGUGGUGUGUUGUAACCCACCACCAUUAAGUCAUCCCAUGCUAUAUAAUGUCAAGAUCAAUCAAGAUUAGGGCAUGAUGCCCAUGUAAAUCUUGUGAUUGUUCUUAUUUACUUUUCUGGCUUGUACGGAGGAUGAUGGCUUGUGUGUGCUGGUUGUACUAUGAUUGUGUGAUGAUAUAUACUAAAAAAAUUACGUUGUACCUUUA